CUGGUAUCAUUUCAAUUUCCGAGGCGCGAGCACUACAUAUGUUUAAUGCGUUUGUUGUUUGUGUUGUUUUAGCGUCGUCGGCUUCAUAUACCGCAUACGCGCGAAAUAGCUGGCGGAGGAAUGCCUUUUAUGUUCAGCCCUCCUGGCUUGUCCUUGACUUUCCUUUGCGAGAUUUGGAGUUUGGAGUACCUUCUGCUGAGUUAGCGAGCUUUCGUUUAGGGAGAGCAUGAUUCCAGGAAAUGAGUCUCGGAAUCAGUUCCCGUCAUCGGAGCCAACGCACUGGGUUUCCAAAGCACCCGCAGGCUCGGAGGAUGUAAUCACGCUCACCAAAGCCCAGUUACAAAAACUGCUCAGAGCAUUGGAAUCUCAAGAGCCAUCUGAUACAAUAACAACUGCCUCAGUGCCAACCAUUACCAGUGCCCUUAACAAACUGCCCAUCUCAGGAGAUGACUGCUUGCCAAACUGGGUGAAACGCAACAGCACAGCUCCCCGCGGCACUCAACACUCCAAUGAAUCAUCCCUCGCUGGCUUUCCUCAGCGGUUGUCAAAUUCACAUCCAGAGCUCGGAACAGGGUCGAGUCGUCCUUUCUCCAAGCUGGCUCAGAAGCAGCGACAGUGGGAGAAGGAAAAAGCUGAAAUGCAGGAGUGGCAUCCCUGGGGGCGUCCAGGUGGGGGCGCACCCCGUUUCCAGCCAGUGGCAGCCGUACCACCGCGCACCGACACUCAGGUUCUGAGAGUACAAGCGACCACAGCAGCGUCUUCCACUGGUGCCUACCCAUCACGAGCGCCUUCUCCACCAACUCUACCGCACUUGCCGCCAAAUGGAGGAGGCGUGAGCCCUACGUUCGUUCGCAGGGUGCCCCCCUACCUUCGGAGUCAACUGCCAUUCGGGCCUGCUUACGAUGUGCCUGAGGAUGAGAAGGAGGAAGCGAAGAGGCGUUGGAUUCAAGAGCUUGAACACCAGCGGGAAGAUAACCAGCGGCGUAGUUUGGAGAACCGUCAUGCAUCCCUCAGCAAUGGCUCCUGCUGGGCCGACAGUGAGUCCUUGGGGUCUGAGAAGUUGGUGAGACCCGGGGAGGAUUGCUCAGAGAGCGUAUGGUCUGUUACACGAGGCCAAGGUUACCGGCCUGGUAUCGAUGCCAAGAUGUCGGCGAAUGAUGAGAAACGGAUGAGAGCAAUGGAAUAUCAGCGAGCUAUUCAGGCUCAAAUGCAAGAGAAGCAAGAGCGGUUGCGUGCCGAGCGAGAGGCCAGGAUUCGGGAGGAGCGGGAGCAAGAACGGCGCCUGGAGGAGGAACGGCGGAAGAUAGAACUUGAGUACCAGGAAGAGCAACGCAAAGUACGAGAGAAAAAGGAACGUGAAGAGAAGGCACGCCUUCUGCUGAUAGCCAAAAUGCAGCAGGCUGCGGAGGAAGCCGAAGCACUACGAAAGGCCAGGCGAAUCCAAAGGUUUCAUCACGUGUUGCAGCCAGGUCAGGCAGCACAGCAGCUUCCCAAUUUUGACUCUGGAGGUUCAAUCGAUGCCGACUUUUCAACAUCCCUGGAAAGGAUAUCGUCAUCCAUGGCUGGGAUAUCAAACAUUGCCAGUGAAGAACAGACUGACCUAUCAACGCAGCAAAAUCUCUCCUCUGCGCAAAUGUCCUCUCAGACUGCGCUGCCGAUGCCUCAGCUGCAAGCGUCCAUGCCAGCAACGCUAGCUCCCGCGGCUACGGUACGUCCUCUGCGAGGUGAUCACGAUGUCGCAGCCAGCAACAAAGUGCAGCGUGAAAUGUCCAGUCAGACAGAUGGUAGCCUUUCUACCUCCAUCUGCUCCAGUCGCUGUUCGCUGCUUUCAUCGGCGGGAAUGGUGGAAAUGAAUCCUUACAUCGAGAACAGGGUCCUGACUCCGACGAAAGUGCGCAUUGCUCAGCAUGCUCUGCGAUCCCACCAGCAGCGUAGUCGUGAGUUUGGCAUCCAGACAGACAUUUCACUACCUUGUGGAUGGAACCACAGUGUUCUCUGUGAUGACACGACACAUCUGGCUCAAGAGUACGAAACCAGGAGCUCUCUUAGGGAGUUCCCUCCUUAUACAAGUGCUGUCCGAAGGCUCCAGCACAGUUUGCCAUUGAAAGGAGUCCACAGAAAGCCUUCUGCCUAUGCGCCACCGGAAAACCUUCGUGAGCCAGCUGCCAGCCAGCGAACUCCCGUGACUGUGAACAAAGGCAGGGUAUCAAGUGUGCUUCCUGUUGCCAUUGCCCGAAGCAGUGCUCAGAAGCUGCAGGAGCUGCGGCGGCAGCACUGUGAACGAGAGGCUGGAGCACGACAGCUGCGUGGGUUCCCUCAGUUUGCAUCGCAGGUUGUUGGCAGGGGAGGCAUUGCUGAGAGGAAUAGCAGGAGCAGAGCACCGGUCAGAGUUACGAGUCAGGGACCUCUUCAUUUUGAAGAAGAAGCUUUGCAAAAUACCACACAGAGUGAAGAGGAAGACAGCACAAUUCACGACACCACUGGACACCGUGCAGCCCAGAGUCCUCCUGUGCCAGCUUUGCGUGAUAAACUGCUGCCGUCACCCCACCGUUCCACGAAAAACAAUGUCUCAAACUCGUCAAACAUUUCUUCUGAAGUUCCGCUCACCCCGGGAAAAGCUCCAGUCACCCCAGCAAAAGCUGCAGAGACCCCUCCUGCCUCACGCAAGCGCUGGCGGAGGCAGGAGGUGUACGUGCCACAGCAGCCGUUUGGGGAAGCUCAGUCGCCAAAACAAAGCACCCCAAACCGCAGCAGAGUGGGAAACACUCCUGCCCAACCUCUACAACUUCAAGGAAUCGUGGAGCGGCAGAGAUCGGUGAGCGUCAGCGGGGCACGGCGCAAUCAGUCACCGUCACCAGACCGGCGUGCACAGCGCUCUUCUUCUCAGGAUCCAUUGGUUCAUCCUGAAUUGGUGACCAGCUGCCCAACCCGCCGCCAGGACAAGAUCUUGCAGCAGCUAUUUACACUUAGACAGGGGCUGCUUAUCAAGCAACGGGAGAUGGAGAGCCACUUGGUGAAAGUGAAUCAGUGAUCAGUCUUGGGAUGUUCUUCAACUUUCAUCGUCAUAGUUUUCAUUGUAGGUGCAUUCAUUGUAGCAUGGUUUUCUUUAUCGGCGCAAGCGUGCAUUGUAGUCCCCAGCAUAAAAGGCUGUGAUAUCUCACCCAACGCUGUUCACCACAAGUCUAGGAGCCUAGAAUAAGCACGUCUACUUACCUUGCCAGUAGAGCCUUCAAGACCAGUUUAAGAAAGUUACCUGCUGCAGUAGCUUUUUGUAUGUCAUUAUUAUGCGGAGUGCUCGUGGUCGGCUCUGCUAAGACAGAGCGAACUGGAAGAUUCAUAAGAUACAAUGUCAAACUUCUAACAAGUGCAAACUCGAUGAAUUUUUUCAUCUGAAGAAAACGGAAACUCAGUCAUAAGUCUUAAACAUUCACUAGAUAAACACGCACUUAAAGAAGGGUCACCGAUGAACUCGGUCAUGAGGCGUAAAUAUUCACUAGAUAAACAUACACUUGAAGAAGGGUCACUGAUGCCUGCGCGAAGCCAUUGGCACUGGGCUAUGUGUAUAAAAAAAAAAAAUGCUCAGUGCGAAUGUCUGUUUUGAGAAGGAAGUAUCCCAAUUUAAAUUGUAAAAAUGUAGUUUUCGAGUGAAGUGCUAAAGUGAAGUGCUAAAUAUACAUUUGGCACAUUCCUUGUAUCAAACACUUCGUCCUUCUCUGUAAUAUUUAGUGCAGUGUUUUGGUUUUAAGUGCUUGCCUCUUUUCAAGUGCGUAGUACAAUGGGCCCGCAUUUGUGUUGCGAGCCUGCAAUAGUCAAAAGACGUGUACUAACUUAUGUGAUGCAUACUAACUUUUAAUGUUGUGUGUAGGUGUUAGGAUGCUUUUACAUAAAUGGGUACCACUGCCUUAAUCUCACCAGACGUAGUACUACUUCCCUUAUCGUAGGAUUAAUCCAUCAGCCCUAAGCAAGAAGUUGCAGUCAUGUUGUUGAUGCCGAGUAGAAUACAUUUAUUGUCUUCAUGUUGAAAAACAUCUUUCAAGGAGUAGCAGUAUGCUUUUGCAACAUGGCGUUUCAUAUAAUGCUCAUUACAUUACAUAAAUAUUGUUACCUUACUCUCUUUUAGUUAAGGUGACUUCUUCAUAUACCUUGAAUGGCCUGUUGUUGUUGUCUAAUAGUAGUUGUUGUGUAAGUUGUGUAUUUAUUGCCUUUUACAUAUAUGCACAGUUUUUUUUCUUUAUAUGCAGUAUUUUCUGGCCUGUACAUAUUUAUGUGUACAGCCAGCCCAGAUUUGGCAUCAUGCUUUUACACUGAUUGCUUGCACGAAUUUUUCGAGUUUCAAGCGUUGUGGUCUGUAUUGCACGAACUCAUGUAAUAUAUAUUGUUCAUCUAUUACAGAAAA
Messenger RNA from Dermacentor albipictus, 4396 nucleotides. RefSeq names its product coiled-coil domain-containing protein 66-like. Gene Ontology annotation, molecular function: microtubule binding. The record is from RefSeq and is a predicted model, not a curated record. Gene Ontology annotation, cellular component: cilium; microtubule. NCBI's taxonomy places the organism in Eukaryota, Metazoa, Arthropoda, Arachnida, Ixodida, Ixodidae. Gene Ontology annotation, biological process: cilium assembly.